This is a messenger RNA of Folsomia candida, 5194 nucleotides long. RefSeq lists its product as uncharacterized. Bases 18 to 1436 code for a protein of 472 amino acids. The transcript has 9 exons. Lineage: Eukaryota; Metazoa; Arthropoda; Collembola; Entomobryomorpha; Isotomidae. The record is from RefSeq and is a predicted model, not a curated record.
AAUGACCCCACGUCAUCAUGACACAUUGUAGCUUGGAAGGUCUCUCUAAAACCAUGUCAGGCAAGACAUUACUCCUCGCGAUACUUGUAUUCCUGGCAGCAUCGUUUUCGCAAAAUGAUGCAGCGCCGAAGAAAAAGGAGCCAGGAAUGACAUAUAUUGGUCACUUUUCUGGAGGAAACGCUAGAAGCUUUCAAGCGUCUGAUUACUACGUCAGUGACAAUGCGGCGACCUGGACCAUUGCCAACAAUAAUUGCAAAGCAAUAUUCGGAGAUAUCGCUAGUCUUGUAUCGUUGGAGUCAGAAGACGAAAAAAAUUCGCUUAACGCAAUGUUGGAAGACUAUGGCGCAGGUAUAACUUAUUGGACAAGUGGAAUAUAUGACCCGAGUGGGGCCGUAUGGAGAUGGACUUCAAAUAACGCCCCCAUUGGUAACUGGGCCCCUUGGGGAACUGGAUACCCUGGAAGCCCCACUUCCGUAUCGCGUCUCGCAAUUUUGUACCUGAAUCAAUUCAGCGCAAAUUGGGUUUCCAUUUAUAAUACGCAGAAAAAUUCCUUCAUUUGCGAAGUUCAGUCUACUCCUACAACAGCACCUCCACCAACUGUUACAUAUCAGUGUUCCACCGGAGCAACCGUGGUCACUAAUAAUUUGGCGAGAUUAGUUCCUGGGACCGAGUUUCAUCAAUUAUGCCGCUACGUAGUUCCCAAACAAUCUGGAGCUUGCCAGAUACGGUUAGAUUUUUCGAGAUUUCAGAUAGCAGAAGAUACGGAUACACCAGUAACCGGAAGUUGUGAUGCUGACACGUUCACAAUCUCAGGGAACACUAAUGCCCGAUUUGGACCCCUUUGCGGAAAUUUGGACGGGCAACAUAUGUAUUUGGAUUAUGGAACGAGUGAGAACAUUAAUUUGGACAUUUUUAUGGUUGCUUUCAUUGGUCAAACAUGGGACAUUGGGGUGACACAAAUAAAAUGUGAUUCCACUGACAAAGCUCCCAGUGGUUGUCUCCAAUAUUUUACGGAACAGAGAGGAACAGUAAAAUCUUUCAAUUUCAAUCUUGGGCAUCAAUUAAAUAAUCAGGAUUACUCGGUUUGCGUCAAGACAAAUCCAAGCAUGAAAAGGAUUGAGUGGAGGUCGUGUGGGGGCGAUAAAGAUUUCUCAAUUAGCGGAGAAACCGAAACAUCAGGACCUGAUGUGGGUGGUCAGUCUGGCGAUUCUUGUACACGAGAUUGGGUAAUGAUUUAUGGAGACACAAAGUAUUGUGGUACCUGGUUCCCCGGCGUUGUUACGACGAGUACUCAACCUUUCACGAUGAAUGUCCACUUUGACGAGGUUGAGGUGCGAUUUCCCAGUGAUCCCAGUAUUCCUGUAGACUGUACCAUACAAUCCUGUGAUUUGUUUAAUCCAGGAUUUUGUCUUAUUUAUAGUCAAACUCCGAAUUAAAAAUUCUUCACUCGGUCUAGGCUCGUAUUUACUAAAUAAAAUCCAACCUAAAAUACACAUUUAUUUUCAUAGCUGAUUUAUAUGAAUGAACCAAUUUCGGCGGAUUCAUUUAUACUAAUUCUUAACAGAUAAAUUGAGAUCUUGACUAGAAAAAUUUCAUGAUGGUGACAGAGGCCGAACUUCAUGUGUCAUAGGAUAAACUUAAUAUUACAUAAUUAUUAAACUUUUUAUUUUUAUUCUCACUCUUACUACAUUUUAACUAAAAGUGUACAAAUUGCAUACUCUAGACCAUAGAUAGCUCCUAUUACGCUCUAAACUGUAGUAAUCAAACUAUUUAUAUGCGCAAACGUUCUUUCGUCAAGUUAAACCACUUGCAUAAGAACGAUUUCAACCAGAUCAUGAGAUUCUGUUACAUGCAUCCAUGUAUUUACUUACUUUAAGAUGCCACACUCGAAAUACGUUUACUUAGUGCAUUUAAAGUUAAACUUAAAGUUAGGAUCCCAACAACUAGCUCAACUAGUGAAAAAAUCUCAUGAGGUCCAUGAGGAUUCAUGAGAACCCAGCAUUAAAACGUCACAAUCACCAAAGUUCAACGCUUUUAACAGCAUAUAUAAUAUUGAUAGUGACUGAAAAAGUAUCAUACUCAUUGCGGAAAUCCUAAGAAGACGACGCUUUAAGUUUCUUUUAUAAUUUAUUUUUCGUUUUAUUUUACGUUUGAGGAACUAAUUCGAGGUAAAUGGUUGCAAUUACAAGGAUUAUGUAGUUGCAUUGCAUCUCUGCACAUCUACCAAUCUAACAUCAGCUCAACAUUUCCUAUUAGAAUGUAAACCCCUUUCUCUUGAACGUGCAACUCUCCUUUCCAGACUAAAUUUCUCCCCUACUAAUCAUCACGGAACUGAUCUUGUCAAUUUACUGAAAGAAAGCAUUUUAAACAUUGAUCAUUGUAAAGCUAUAUUCUUAUUUUGGACGUCCGUAUCAAAAAUGCUUGACAUGUGUACUGACUAACAUACUUCAAUGUAAAGAUUACGAAAAAUCUACCCUCAACUAUAAUCAUAACCUAAAUACAUACUAUAUAUACAUAUUAUACAAAUUUUGUAAAAUUAUUCUAAUGUUCUGCAAGGGCCGUUGGCCGAAUAUGCAAUAAAUUUGAUUGAUUGAUUGAUGUAGUUGCAUUGCAUACAUAAUUUAUUAAUACAUUUUAUAGUUUUCGAAAUGUCACGACACGGCCGCCGCCGCCACCAUCAUCGCCGAGAUGAAGACUUGCUUGAAAAUUACGGUCGAUCAGCAGCAACUAAUCGUCACCAUGAUCAAGACGAUGAUGACGACGAUAUCGAAAUUUCCAUCGAUCUACGAGACAUCAAAGAACAAAUCCAAAACGAGGUGGAUUACAUUGAAGAGAACAAAGAUCGCCCUGGACGAUCCGAUGGGGAUGCCUUUUACGCAAAUAAGACUUCCGGCUCUCGUGUCUCUGGAUGGGCUGGGCGUCACAAAAAGGGAGAAACGUUGAACCUCGACCUGGCCAAGAUUAACACGGAGGUAGGAAUUUACGAGAGUGGGGUUAGCGCUGGGACGAUGAGUGUGGGUGUGACGAAAGAAAGAGACCAAGUCGGUAUUGAAGCAGGGCUGAAGCUGUCUCUGUCUCGACACGGUUGGGACCAGCAAAAAUCGAAGGAGGAAUGUUGGGAGUGGGCUACGACGUCGGCGUUGGGAGAAACACUGGAGGAUUUGUGAGUUAUCAAAUAUUUCGCAAGAUUUAAAAAGUUCGAAAUUUGGAAACUAAAAAUUGCAUUAUAAAACGUUUGGUUGGAAAACCUUACAAUUUUGUUGGAUUUGUUAUCUCAAUGCGAUAAGCAAAAGAUAAGGUAUGUAUUUUUUUGCAGGUGCGAGGAAAGUUGGCGUCUGUUGGAGUUUCAGCCGGUCCCGUGGGGGUUGAAGCUGGUGUCGGAUUUGAUUGUGGGGGUCGAGUGGGGGUCGAGUGGGGGCGGAUGGGGUUGAGACUAAAUUGCUCGGCUGUGGGGGGAAGAUUGAUCGCAACGACGGGAUCGAAGUGUCCAUGUUUGGGACGAGUAUUAAAUUUAAGCCGUGGUGAAUAACAGACGAUAACAAAUCGAUAUCGAGGUAAAUUCUGAGCAAUAUUAUUCAGUGCCUUUUUAGUACAAUAAUUCAAGAGCUUGUAAUUAGUGGCCUUCAUUAUGUAAUCGAGAUAAUAAAUUUGGUGUAAACUGAGAUUUUUUAAAAUUUUUUCUGACAAUUUCAAAUCAUGCAUGAAGUUUUUGAAGGAAGACAAAUUUGCACAAUUUAUGUAUGCAUGCCGAGCAGCCGUUUUACAGAGAAUUCUUAUUAUGCAACCGACUUCAAUUCCAUAAAAUGAUUGAUUUAUCAGCGUACAUGUAUUUUUAAUCGAGAAGAUUGCGUUGGUUGCUUCUGGUCAUAUACAAUAUUCUCAAAUUAUACUGGUGACAACUCGCAAUUAAUUUUUUGACAAAGAACACUUGAUCACUACAUAUUACAUCCUAUUUAAAAAUAUACGUGAUGCCAAUCUGAAAUUAAUUUGAUGCUUGCCUCGACGUAAUUGUUAAAUACGUAUACGACCAUCCAUGUAAAAAUAAACCAAUGUACUUGAUGACUUUUUUGAAGGGAAAAUCCCCAUCGUAAUCUAUCCGAUUGAAUUUGCGAAGUUUAUCAAUUCCAGUCCAUAUUCCAUAUCACAAAAUUGUCACAUUUAAUCUUGUCUUCAUACUCAAUAUUUUUUGCUAUUUCUGCAAUAUCUGUAACUGCUAAAUAGUAACAUUAGAAUGGAGCUCAACUCUUCACGUUACAUAAUUUCCGAAUCUUCUCAUACAUAAUACGAUUAUGCAAACAAAUAUUUAUAUUUAACACAAUCAACCACCAAAUCAAUCAGUCAAUAAAAUAAUCACAGCUAAAUCGAAAAACACGGUUUUACCACGCAUGGCAAGAAAUGAUCUUCGACUUAUCACACACCCACUUAAACCUUCCUAUAAAUAUAACACGAUUUUGGACUCAAAAAUCUGUAACGUUCCGUCAGCAAGUCUGAAUUAGUCUGAAUUGAAAUCGAACUUUUCGAUUUGCUUUCUCCAAAAUGAAAUCUUUCACACUUGCCGUUUUAAUUUCUACCCUAAUUUUAGGAAGUCUUGCUUUCCCAACAACUGAGGACAAGAAACCACUCGAAAACAGGAGUUAUGUCGUGGCUUGCUCCCAUCUCCCCAACGGAGAUUUGAAGAAUGCCGAAGGGGAAAUUACACCGAUGGACUCGUCCGACCCAUUUAUGGUCAUCAGGAACAAAGUGGGGACACAAAUUUAUCGCAGUGAAACUUUGGACAAUACGCACGACCCUGUUUUCCAAUUCGCCAUAAAUUGGGAUGCCACUGAAAUUUAUAACUUCGAAUUUCGAGACCAUGACGCUUUCGCACCGGAUGACACUCUCGGACAAGUAAAUAUUGGGGCUGAUGGGUUAGAAGGGAUUCAUAAUUUAGGAAACCCUGCUGGAGGAACGAUUCAAAUUAUUAAGUUGGGGGCUUGAAUUUUUGAGGUUGCAAAAUGAAACGUGACAGCAAAAUUAAAUUACACAGCUAAUAGAAAAUCAUGAGAUGUAAUUGCGUGGACUAUUUAACGGCAUCGUAUUACAACAUUUAAUUAAAAUUAAAAUCUUUGCAAAUCCGGGAACAUGACGAAAUAUUUUGUACGUAUUUUUUUUAUUUUUAAGAAAAUACACACAUUCAUCGGUUAUCAGUCAGUUA